This is a messenger RNA of Salvia miltiorrhiza (redroot sage), 3333 nucleotides long. Its product is annotated as protein ALTERED PHOSPHATE STARVATION RESPONSE 1-like. The record is from RefSeq and is a predicted model, not a curated record. Bases 957 to 3167 code for a protein of 736 amino acids. The transcript is spliced from 5 exons. Lineage: Eukaryota; Viridiplantae; Streptophyta; Magnoliopsida; Lamiales; Lamiaceae.
UUUAUUUUUUCACACCCUAAAAAGUGAUUUACAGUAGAAUUUCCAUUUCUUCUGUUAUGUUAAUGUCAGAUGCAGCGAAGGAGAGGACCCCGCCUCCACCUCUCUCUCCCUCUCUCUCUCUCUCUCUCUGCCUGCCACAAUGGGAUUUCCAUUUCACUGCAAUUUGCAUGCAAGCUUUGUUGCAACCCCGAUUUGCCUUUUUCCUACGUGACAGGCUUGCUGCCAUACACGCACUCACACACACAAUCUCUCUCUCUCUCUCUCUCAUCCUUUUUGUGCCUAUGCGUGUGCGAAGAUUCCCUCUAUCGUAAUCUGCAGUGAGCACCACUAUCAUCGCCACUACUUGGACUUCUGCUGCAGAUAAAACUAGCUCUCGCGCUUAUAACGGAAAAGCUGCCCCAAAAUUCUUUUUAUCCCUCGUUCCUCUUUUUCAUGUGGGUUCGCUUACUCAAUUUAUCUUUUUCCCUUUUUUCCAUAUACGCUUUUCGGCGUGCAAUUUUGUGGUGGUUUCGAUCUAGAUUGGCAUGCGUAAAUAGCACUAGUCGUUGUGCGUGGUAGUAUGGAUGUGAUGAAUUUAUGUGAUUGGUGUUGGAUUGCUCAUCUUCUCAGAAUUGCAUUUUAAUGUUUUGUUUGGUAUUGUCAAUUCAGUCAUGAACUCCCUGUCAAAAAUCAAGUUAAACCAGUUAAUUAUGCUGAAACGGCGCAGGGUGGAAUUAAAAACACAUUAUUCAUGCAUUGAAACCAUAAUUCUGUUUGAAUUCGCUUCGGAAAUAUCUAAACUGGGACAGAUCUCCAGACAUUUCUGCGUUUCUCGUAGCUCAUGUUUAUGUUCAUUAGAAAAAAAAAUCGCUAGAUUAGGUAGGAAUAGAUUUGAGUGAUUUGAUGUUUCAUGCUAAUCUUGUGGUAUAUAUGACAUUUUGAAGCUAGGAAGGCUGUAUGUUGAAUAGGUGCAAGUGAUGGGAGUCUCGAAUUCCCGGUUGGAAGAAGACAAGAGCCUGCAGCUCUGCCGCGCUAGGAAGAAAUUCAUCAAACAAGCACUUAAUGGCAGGUGUUCCCUUGCAGCAGCUCACACUGCUUACAUUGAGGAAUUGAAAAUCAUAGGAGCUGCUUUGAGAAGAUUUGUGGAACCUGAUCAGCUUCAGCUUGAAUUUUUAGCCUAUCCUGCAACAAGUGCUACUCCUCAGCCACUUGCUUUGACUGAGAAGUCUGUCACUCGAUUAUCUCUCGCGUCUCCCUCUCAAUCACAACACGUAGAUGCUCAGCUGCCAUCCCCAAGCCAGUACCAGGCUCAUCCUAUGAAGUUUACAGGGACGGUUUCCAGAAAAAUCGAAGAAAAGCCUCCUGUGCCUGUUGUGGUUUCGGUUGAUUCAACAACUACUCCUCCAGGCGCGGUUUCGUCUUUUGAAACCCCAUCAGAUAACCCUCCAUGGGAUUACUUUGGCCUGUUCCACCAUGUGGACAAUGAGUAUUCUGCAGUGGAUCAGGGUUCAGAGUUCUCUGAUGAGAUUAGGCAUCUUGGGGAAGAGGAAGGAAUUCCUGAUUUGGAGGAUGUACGGGUGAGUUCAUCCUCAGAAGAAACGCAUGAAUCAGAAGAAGAAUUUGAUGAACCCCCUAUAGCUUCACUUGUUAGGAGUUUUAAAAAUGUCAACACUGCAGCAGAGGGUGUCGGCAAUGGUGAGUCAGCCAUUAGUACAGAAUCAGAAACCAAGCAUAAAAUGAAUGAAAGGAAUGCUGAUGUUGUAGUGCCGGAGACCAAUUCUGCAACCAAUUCUGCAAAUGGGAGAAAAAUUAAUCCUCCUGAUUUAUCGCCUCGUAGCAAUGAUGUGGAAACUACAGCAGAUGGAGGAACUGCAGUUGAAGACAAGGUUGCGCCUAAGGACUUCUAUGCUAGCAUCAAUGACAUUGAACAGCUUUUUGUUAAAGCAUCUGAAUCUGGAAAAGAAGUUCCACGGAUGCUUGAAGCAAAUAAAUUCCAUUUCCGUCCAGUUUUAACUGGGAGAGAACGUAGGUUAGCAGCUGCAUCACUACUAAAAUCUUGUCUCUCUUGUGGGAAAGAUCCAAGAGAGGUUCAACAAGAGACUUCUCAAAAUUCUAUUAAGUACUUAACAUGGCACCGGACAGCAUCAUUUCGUUCUCUAUCAUCCCGGAAUCUUCUAGCUGCGAACUCCAAUGGUAAUAUUGCUGAUCCUAGUAACACUCUAUUCGACAACUUCUGCAUGGUCUCUGGAAGUCAUGCCUCAACCUUAGAUAGGCUUUACGCAUGGGAGAAGAAACUCUAUGACGAAGUUAAGGCUAGUGAGGCACUUCAAAGUAGUUUUGAACAAAAGUGCAAGCUUCUUCGACAGAGAGAAUCACGCGGAGAGAAUACUGAAAAGACUCGUGCAGCAGCCAAAGAUCUACAUUCAAGAAUUACAGUGGCUAUUCACAGAAUCAACUCAAUCUCAAAGAAAAUAGAAGUUAUUAGAGAUACCGAGCUUCAGCCACAGCUCGAGGAGUUAAUUGAGGGGUUAAGGAAGAUGUGGGAAACGAUGAUGGAAUGCCACAAGCUACAAUUACUCAUCAUUUCGAUAUCUCAUGCCCCCGGAAGCACAAGAUUGAAAAUGCAGUCAGAUUCACAAAGGCAGAUUACCAUCCAUCUCGGUUACAGACUCAGCUCUUUAUCAUCCAGCUUCACAAAAUGGAUCAGCGCCCAGAAAAUCUACGUGGAAGCCAUCGACAAGUGGCUCUUCAAGUGCGUCUCGCUUACACAGAAGAAACCUUCCAAGAGGAACAGAAGGUCGAGGCCUCCAUCCAUGAGACACUGCGGGCCGCCUAUAUACAUGAUAUGUGGUGUCUGGUUGGAAAUGAUCGACGGCUUGCCUUCAAAAGGGGUUGCCGAUUCUAUCAAGGAACUGGCUGCAGAAGUUGCUCAGUUUCUGCCUCGUCAAGACAAGAAGCAGGGCAAAACCAACAGAAGUGAGGCUGCUGCAACCGAUACGUUGAGAGAUGUAGACGACGUUGUGCCUCGUUUGGACCGUGUUAGGACGAGCUUGGAAGGUUUUCUUUCGAAACUAAACAGCUUCGCAGAGUGUUCGCUGGGGAUGUUUACUCAACUGCAGAAGGCCACCCAAGAUGCCAAGAAGAACUAUGAACAGUUUAUGUCCCAACGAUCACAGGUUUUGGUCUGAAUUCGGCAACAAUAUAUAUUGUUAUAAGGUAUAGCUUGUAUGGAUGCAUGUUGUAUAUGAAUAAUGAAUAAACGGUAUAGGAAAUUUAUUCCGGUGUAUGUGCACACAGGGGAUUCUUUUUUAUUUAUUUUUUACUUGGGAGAGGGUCGGCGAGAUUUGAACCUUA